Messenger RNA from Anguilla anguilla (European eel), 2569 nucleotides. RefSeq names its product X-ray radiation resistance associated 1 (gene xrra1). Lineage: Eukaryota; Metazoa; Chordata; Actinopteri; Anguilliformes; Anguillidae. Gene Ontology annotation, molecular function: protein binding. Gene Ontology annotation, cellular component: nucleus. Bases 281 to 2413 code for a protein of 710 amino acids. The transcript is spliced from 17 exons. The record is from RefSeq and is a predicted model, not a curated record.
GCGUCGCCAAGACAACCGUUCAUUGGGGACAUCAUGGAAAUGCCACAACAGUAAUCGGUUACAGUAACCAGCCCAAUACAGGGAUAGUAAACUCAUCAGCAUGCGAUAGUGUGUACAACAUUCAGAGCUAUCGAUUGAUAUCGAUAAUUCAAAUCUAAUAUGCUAUUGACACGGUUACAUGCAGGUCGACUUUAAUUUCUCCGGGGAUUAAGAUGUGACAUAGCUGUACAUAUAGCCUACAGUAUAGCCUCGGUUUUACAUUAUCGCAGAAUCAGCCGCGAUGGCUACAGGUGGGCUGUACAAACUAGACGACGGAGAAGCGUGUCUCACAAAUUGUUUUCCCGUCAGAUCGUUCUUUCAGCCAAGCAAAGAAGGAGCAGGACACUGGCUUGUAGCUCACAGAAAUGCCAUCGAAGAAAAAUACAGAAGUAGAAAGGCUCCAGAACAUUGCACUGCAGAGGAGUCGGUGGUGUCUGGGAGUACAAAGCUUCAAGACUCUGGCAAAACAGACAUAACCUGCAACACGUUAGAUGGGGCUCUGUUGAUGAGAUUACACAGUGUGGACAAGCCUUCUGAGUUGUGCAGUGUUAACAUUAGUGACCAGAAAUUGCACUCGGCCAAGCCAGAGGAUUUUGAAGAAUUCGACAAUGUUGCUUACAUUAAUGCCUCUGAAAAUCAUUUGAAUCUGGAGCCUUUCAGUUGGUUUCCCAUCCUAAGGGAGCUUGAGCUGUCGCUGAACGGGAUACACAGCCUGGCGGUGAACGCUGGCGACUUUCCUCAUCUGGAGACACUGGACUUGUCCUACAACCACCUGUCCAGUGAAGAUAUCCUGUCCAUUGGGCUGCUUCCUUGCCUCAAAGUCCUUCAUCUCACAGGAAAUGGACUGCAGACACUACCUGACGACAUGGCUUCUCCACACUAUGACCCUACCCAGUGGACUUUGGAACAGGGCAUGCUUUUCAGUUCCCUGGAGGUCUUGACGCUUGAUGACAAUAGACUCUGCUCUCCGGGAGUCUUCAACAGCCUUGCCAAUCUCAAAAGGCUACGGUAUUUAAAUCUACAGGGAAACUACAUCACAGAGGUGCCUUACUUGCAACAGUUUGGAGAUUGUAGAGCUGGACAGAAUCUGAAGAGCUGCAGCAAACAACACAGUGAAGAUCUGGGACAUGGACCAGUCCUUGUUUCAGACUGUGCAAUGCUGGCAACCAGCAACAAAUCUGUGGAGAGAACUGAUAAUAAUGGUUUUCCCACGGUGGAGCAGGAACUGAACAAGAACAGCACUAGUGAGGAUUACACCCAUCGGAGAACCUAUUCCCCACUACAGAUUUCCAGUGAAUUCCACCUGCCCCUUCCAGAGCUGAGAACCUUGAAUCUAGCUGACAACAAGAUAGCGGUAGAAGAGGCGCUGUUGGCGGUGGCCUGGUUUCCUUCGCUCACUGAGCUUGUGAUUCACUCGAACCCGCUCACCACGCAGAGGAGCGGGGACCCGCCCAUGCUGACCCACUUCCUCCACGACAGGCUGGGCGUCGCCAUAAGGCGGCGGAAAGCACAGCGCUCCGUGAAGCCGCGCAUCGCGAUUCCAGUCAACCCCAAGCGAAAGGUCGGGGGGAAAGUGUUCACAGUGGAGACAAAAAUUCGGAAGGUCCAAAAAUUGCCUCUGUGCUUGGAGGCCCCUGGUAGACCUUCUCUUCACGGCCAAUCCUCCAUUUUGGAGAAAUAUCCGGAAGAUCUCCCGGGUAAAACGGUUCCCCCAGAGGGUGAAGAUCUGCUUUCUUCAAGCGGCCCUGGUCACACAAGCGGUCAGGGAAUUGGAAGUGGAGAGGGAGCAGCUUAUGAUUGGCCGAACGCUUCGGAGGAGAAAGCCGGCGAUUCGCCAGGUGCUGAAAACCUGGAAAGGGAUGCUUUCUUUAUAACCCAGGUGAAUGAUUUAGAUGAAUCUACUUGGCAAGAGGAAUCAGAGGAGCAGGAACCUAACAUCGAACAACAAAGAAAGGAUAAUUCGAUUCCAGAGAAAUUCAGAGGCUACGAAAUAUUACUGGAUGCUAAACCAGAUCCUUCCGUGUUUGAGCCUGUUGGAAUUCAGCAAACAGUUAGAGCCUUGGAAUUGGCACUCAAAAACCUCCUUGUUUACAGAGAUUCCAAGGCUAAUACUGAUCUACCUCAGAAGCCAUACACAGAGAAGGAGAAAAGAAUUGGCAAGCUACCACCUGCAAAACCAAGGAGACUGAAAGGAGAGAAGGCUGAAGAUGCUCUGAGCAAAAUUAAGGACAGAACAACAAUAAAUAAAGUCCCUUUAGACAAAGUUCUUAAAGGCAAGGAUGUCUACAGGAGAGAAUAUGAAGAGGCUCGGACAUUGCUGAAGGACAUGAGAAAAAAGUGCAAGGUGGUUAACUUGAAAGGAGCAGAAGAGUAGGCUCAGGAGGAGUGUGGCAAACACACAAACCUGGAUGGGAGGAUGGCGAGCCGAGAAUAAGGGAAAAACUUGUUUACGCUUCACUGUUCCUCCCCCAAGCUUUAUUGUGUUGUGGCAUGUCUUUUACCGGUAGCCCUGUAAGGGGGGGGGGGGGGG